This is a messenger RNA of Rosa chinensis, 2462 nucleotides long. Its product is annotated as transcription factor BIM1. The coding region runs from base 598 to 2133 and encodes 511 amino acids. Gene Ontology annotation, biological process: DNA-templated transcription. The record is from RefSeq and is a predicted model, not a curated record. Gene Ontology annotation, molecular function: DNA-binding transcription factor activity; protein dimerization activity. The transcript has 12 exons. NCBI's taxonomy places the organism in Eukaryota, Viridiplantae, Streptophyta, Magnoliopsida, Rosales, Rosaceae.
GCACUCACACACUCUUUCACAAAACACACAGAGAGACUCCUCGGAAGGAAGAAAAAAGGCUCCGACCUCGAACCCCAACCCCGAUUUCCGAACGGCGGUGACUGACACGAAAUCCCGAAUUCCUCGAAGCAUUUUCUGCGGUCCUGGUUUUUCGCAUGUGAGCUGAAACUUGAAGUGAAUUCAAUUCAGGCAAAGGAGCUGUUCGGCCGGAAAAGGUCAAGUCUUGAUCGGAGCUGCUGCUGGUUGAGCAAAGGUUUGGAUUUUGACGACGGUGAAUGUGCCUCCGAUCUUAUGCUGGAGGCACUAAAGAUUUUCCAAAGCCUGUGCACGGAUCUGUGAACAAUUUGGCCGAGGAGAGAUUAUAUCAAUUCCGUUAAUCGGGGAAAUUUCCGGACUUGAUUUUCUGUCCGUGCAGAAAAUUAUGGAGCUGCCACAGCCCCGUCCGUUUGGAGGCGAAGUUAUUCUACAGGAGGAAGAAAACCAACGCAUGACUUUCUGUCGUUGUACACUAGUCAUUCAACUGCCCAACAAGAUCCAAUACCACCUUCUCAAGGAGGUUAUCUUGAAACUCAUGAUUUUCUACAACCACUUGAACGAAUGGGAAUGGGAAAGACCUGUGCCAAAGAAGAAACCUCGGUUGAGAUCAUAUCACCAAGUAGAAGUAGUGUUGAAAAGCCGCCAACUUCUGUGGAGCACAUUCUUCCCGGUGGGAUUGGGACUUACAGUAUAAGCCACAUUUCGUAUUUUAAUCAAAGGGUUCCAAAACCAGAGGAAAACGUAUUCCCGGUUGCUCCUCAAGCAAGUAGUACCCAUGAAAGGAAUGAUGAAAACUCAAACUGCAGCUCUUAUGCCGGAAGUGGUUUCACUUUGUGGGACGAAUCUGCAGCAAUGAAGGGAAAGACAGGGAAGGAGAAUGUGGUGGAAAGACCAGGUUUAAGAGGGCAAUGGACGUCGUCAGAGAGGCCAUCACAGUCAUCUUCCACUAACAACCGCAACUGCUUCAGCUCUCAGUCAUCUGGGCAGAAGAACCUGAGCUUCAUGGAGAUGAUGAAGUCCGCUGCCAAGGGUUGCACCCAGGAAGAAGAACUUGACGAUGAGGAAGAGUUUGCUCUGAAAAAGGAGAUGUCCACUACUACUACCACUGCCACUACCCCCUACAACGGAGAAUUACGGGUUAAGGUUGAUGUUAAGAGCUCUGAUCAGAAAGCUAACACGCCACGAUCCAAACAUUCUGCCACUGAACAACGAAGGAGGAGUAAAAUAAAUGACAGAUUCCAAAUGUUGAGAGAGCUCAUUCCUCAUAGUGAUCAAAAGAGGGACAAGGCAUCAUUUCUAUUAGAGGUUAUCGAAUACAUUCAGUAUUUACAGGAAAAAGUAACCAAGUAUGAGGCUCCAUACCAAGGUUGGAACCAUGAUCCAGCAAAAUUGAUGCCUUGGGGAAACAACAAGCUUGGGGAAAGUUACUGUGAUCAAUCUCGAAGUAUGAAUGGUGGAUCUGGUCCUGCAUUAGUGUUUGCUGCCUCAAAAUUUGAGGAGAAAACUACUUCAGUGUCUCCUACUAUUCCUGGAAGUGCUCAGAACCUGGUAGAAUCUGAUACGAGUACUGAAACUACAUUCAGAGCUAAGGAUUACCCCAAUGGAAUAACAAACAAGGCAAAUCCCUUUCCUCUGUCAAUGCAGUCGAACUUCUCGACACCUGUCAGAAGUGGUAGUGCAACACCUCAUCUUCCACCUAGAUUGCCAUCUGAUGCAGAGAACACAUCAUCUCAUCCUCGCUCCAUGUUAUUCCCGACAAAAUCAUGUACUGCUGAGGCUGGUGCCAUUAGUGAUAAGCUAAAAGAACAUGAACUUACAAUUGAAGGUGGAAGAAUUAACAUCUCAAGUGCGUACUCUCAAGGGUUAUUAAAUACUCUUACACAAGCCCUGCAGAAUUCUGGUGUGGAUUUGUCACAGGCCAGCAUCUCGGUGCAAAUCGAGCUUGGGAAGCAAGCGUGUAGUAGAACGGCUAUACCCAAAUCCAUUGUCAAGGAAAAUGAGAUUCCCUCUAUGACUCCAGGGAAAAAGCACCCUAGAAUUUCAGUUGGUGAAGACUCAGAACAAGCCCAAAAGAAGCUCAGGACAGGCAGACACUAAUAUGACAAGUCUAAAAUUAUAUUAUUAUUAGUCUUAUAUAAUUAAUUCAUUUUUUGGGAGCCCCCUUCGAUUUGAGUAAAGGGGUGUUUACUCAAGUCAUCUGCUGGAUUAUAACCUACCCAGUGGGGACUGAGAUUGAUUGUAAAUGUAGAGUCUUACUCUUACAGUUAGAAUUUCUUGGGAUCCAUAUAUAUAUUUCCCAACUCAAUAUCAUUCUGUUGUUGUUCAUCGUUAUUGAGAAGCUGCUUUUUCUGUUUAAGGCUUCCUUCCUGGUGUAAAGUUUCUUGCACUUCUAUUAUUAUUAAUGAUAAACUUCUACACUAUUAUUU